Messenger RNA from Guillardia theta CCMP2712, 516 nucleotides. RefSeq lists its product as hypothetical. NCBI's taxonomy places the organism in Eukaryota, Cryptophyceae, Pyrenomonadales, Geminigeraceae. Gene Ontology annotation, molecular function: zinc ion binding. The record is from RefSeq and is a predicted model, not a curated record. The coding region runs from base 1 to 516 and encodes 171 amino acids. The transcript has a single exon.
AUGGCGAUGGGCCGGCAGCCGUCAUACUGCGGGGCAUGCGGCGAGGAGGAGGAGUUGUUCUGUGAUCAGUGUGAGGUGGGACUAUGCACUGAGUGUGAUAUCCUGGUUCAUGCAUGCUCCCCUUACGAUCAACACGAGAGAAGGCCAGUAAGGUUAGACAGGCUCGACAACGCCUCCUUGAACAUAGUUAACGACUCUGACUCUCUGUCUCGUAUCCAAGUGGAUGGAGAAACGUGCAUUGAUGGCCAGGGAUCGAACUUAUCCCAGCAACACGACAGGUCACAGGCACCUAUGGCAUCCAACUCGGGCGAAACUGAGACAGAGCGGCUACUACAGGAGAUCCAUAAGAAGAUCGGAAUGUUGAAGCCGAUUGAAAUGCGAACUACGUCAGAUGAAAUCCUUGGUCUGUCUUCGAGGGAUCUGAGAAUGGAAGCGGACAAUGCACGGAGGCAUUGUCGUAAGAUGAUCGAAUGUUUGACUGAGAUCCGAGCAAAGGUUGAGAGGGCCCUGCAGUGA